Lolium perenne is the source of this 488-nucleotide messenger RNA. Its product is annotated as histone H4. Gene Ontology annotation, cellular component: nucleosome. Lineage: Eukaryota; Viridiplantae; Streptophyta; Magnoliopsida; Poales; Poaceae. The record is from RefSeq and is a predicted model, not a curated record. Gene Ontology annotation, molecular function: DNA binding; protein heterodimerization activity; structural constituent of chromatin.
UCAAAAAUUCCCCAAUCCCUCUCGACUCACCUUCAGCAAAGCACUCACCGUCAGCCAUGUCCGGCCGCGGCAAGGGAGGCAAGGGGCUCGGGAAGGGCGGCGCGAAGCGGCACCGGAAGGUGCUGCGCGACAACAUCCAGGGCAUCACCAAGCCGGCCAUCCGGCGCCUGGCGCGGCGGGGCGGCGUGAAGCGCAUCUCCGGGCUCAUCUACGAGGAGACCCGCGGCGUGCUCAAGAUCUUCCUCGAGAACGUCAUCCGCGACGCCGUCACCUACACCGAGCACGCUCGCCGCAAGACCGUCACCGCCAUGGACGUCGUCUACGCGCUCAAGCGCCAGGGACGCACCCUCUACGGCUUCGGCGGCUGAGCCCCGGUGGUCCUCGCGCUCUGUUAGGGUUUCGAUAUGGUUAGGGCCGUUCGGCGUGUAGCUGUGUCCCGGUGCUUGUAAUGAGUUCCCCCUUCGAUUUGAUAAAAUGGUUUCGUGUGA